AGACUAAUCAACAUUAUUAAAAAUAAAAAAAUAUAGGGAGUAGAAUAAAAACAACGCAAUAUAUAGUACCUUUCAAAGUUAGGUUUACAUUAUGGCGGAUAUUAUGUCUAUGACUCUAAUACAAGAGGAAUAUGAUAAGAUAAAAGGAAAUUUGGAUGAUAUCAAUCAAUCUAUCAAAAAAUAUACUUGGAGCCGAAAUGAUAAUCUGAAUUCUAACAAAAUAACCUCUUUGCAUGAAGAAAAUAAUAAAUUUCCUAAGAAAGAAUCACAGCACAUAUUUAAUGAAUUUGAUCAUAUAGUUGUUGACAAUGAUGAAGCAAUAACUGAAGAUGAAUCUGAGGAUAUUUCUAAGCCAAUUAUUAAUUCUAUGAUUGUUCAAGUUAAUAAUUCAAUUAAAUCUCGUGAUGAUUUCAUUGACACACAUAAAAAUAUAAAUUUAAUUGCUAGAAAUAAAAGGAUGUUUGGUCAUUUAUUAGGAACAUUAACUCAAUUUAAAAAAGAUUCAGAUCAAGCUAAAGAAAAAAGUAGAGCCACUUUAAGAACUGAAAUUGAAAGAAAAUUAGAAGAUAAGGCAAAUCAGGAGAAACAAGAUUUGUUAUUAGAAAAACGACAAUUAUUUACUCAACAAAAACAAGCUAAAAAUAGAAUGAAAGCUUUAGAAAUAAAAAUUGAAAUAUUGAAAUUGGAAGAAGCAUGGGAAGAAUACCAAAAUCAGAUGAAAAGAUUUGUUAAGACUCAGACCCAUCCAAAUAUAUUUUAUUUACCUGCUCUUAUGAACCUUGAAAUGCAAUCUAAAUUAGAUACUAGUACUAAUAAAAUUGAAGAGUCAAUACUAGAAAGGCGAUCAAUAAUAGAAAAUGAACUUAAAAAAUUGGAUGAACCAUUAUUUUUUAGAAAUUUAAGAGUUAAUUCAGAUAAAUAUGAAAAUGAUAGUAAUCAAAAUGAAAAUAUGGUUAAUAAUAAUAAUACAUAUGACCUAUUAGAAGAUAUUACAAAAAAACAUAUUCAAAUCAGUUAUAAUUUCCAAGAUAAUAAAUUAGGGGAUCAAUCUUCUAUUAAAUCGACAAUGGAUGAAUUUGAUAACAAUAGUAAUGGAUUAUUUGACAAAAAUGCUAAAGAUCAAAUACCCUCAUAUAAUAGCAUAAAUUAUGCAAUAUUUCAAUUCAAAAGAGGGCUUGAGAGAAAAAUUAGAGUAUUGGAAAAUGAAAAAAUUGCAGUAAAAAUUAACAAAGAAAAUUAUUAUAAUGAUAAAGAUGAAAAAAGAAAACACAUUGAUGUGAGAAAAAGUGUUAAAAAGCCUAAAGAUGAUGACAAGCAUAAAAGAUCAAAAAAGUUAUCAAUUCUAAAAUCCGAAGUUCCUAUAGGUGGCACUGCUCUUACUAUUGUCGAUUCUAUAUCUUCACAACAAAUCUCUAAAAAUUUAAAUGGCAUUGUAAGCAAAAACAAUGAACAUAUUUCAUCUUAUAACCAAACAGUUUUCAAAAAUAUAUUUCCAGCCUAUAAUAUUUGAAAUCAAAGAAAGAAUAAAAUAACCAAGAAAAUUGAUACUUACUUCAUUAUAUCGCAAAUGGUAAUUUGCUGCAAUGUAAAUAUAAAAAAUAGGGAUAGUUUACUUUUUAUUAUUACUUAUAAAAUGGCAAUUCAUUUAAUCUGGGUUUUUUAUGAUUUUGAUGUAAAAAAUAAGUACAGUUUUUAUUGUGUUAUACUUUUGACACCACAUAAUGUAUGAUAUAAUAAAUAAAUUUUAUUCAACUUUUCUGUUAUACAAAUUAUGAUAUCUUUUAAAAAUUAUAGAAAAAGUACAUAUUGCCAAAUCAUUCUGUCAAACAACUCCCCCUCAGAUUUUUUUGUAGAAUAUGUAAAAAUAAUAAAAUUUUUGCAUUCAAAAAAUAAAAACUAAACUAGAAGUCUGCGCAAUCUGUCCUGCUGGUCGGAGAAAAAUAUUUAGGGCUGGGCUGGACAAAUUGUAUAAAAUAUUUUUGCAGGUAUUAUGUUUAUUGUUCAAAAUACAACCCCAAACCACUAUUUCAUGUUCAUAAUUUUAUUUCCAUAUUAAAGACAAUAACAUAUAUAUAUCUCACGUGACACACAUCU
Molecule: messenger RNA, 2094 nt
Organism: Gordionus sp. m RMFG-2023
Lineage: Eukaryota; Metazoa; Nematomorpha; Gordioida; Chordodea; Parachordodidae
Product: probable E3 ubiquitin-protein ligase bre1
Exons: 11
Coding region: 92-1510 (472 amino acids)
Cellular component (GO): catalytic step 2 spliceosome
Source: RefSeq, a predicted model, not a curated record